Messenger RNA from Diversispora eburnea, 2046 nucleotides. The record is from the annotation of a GenBank genome assembly. NCBI's taxonomy places the organism in Eukaryota, Fungi, Glomeromycota, Glomeromycetes, Diversisporales, Diversisporaceae.
AUGUUUCUACCUCGAACAAUCAAAAGAUCUUCUACGAUUCCUUCUACUCCUAAACAAAACAAAAAGUCCAAAACCAAUAUUUGGCCCAAUAUAAACAUCGUAAAUGAUUCUACUCAAAUUCCGACAAAUUUAUCAAACCAUUCGCAAAAAAUCGAACAAAUUUUUGAUGCACAAAAUAUACCAAAAGAGAUAGAUUAUUCAAAAGGGAACAUAAUUGAUGAAUCAAAGAUUUCUCCCAAUAAAAAACUUUAUUCAUCUGAACAAGUAAUUGUUUUACCAGAAACACAUAAUAACUCAUCUAAUCAAACUAUUUAUCCUCAUAAAAGUAUUGAAAACAGAUUCAACAUAACAGAAAAUCUUCCGAUAGAAAAUGUGGAAAAUGUAGAAAAUGUAGAAAAUGUGGAAAAUGUAAAAAAUGUGGAAAAUGUAAAAAAUGUGGAAAAUGUAAAAAAUGUGGAAAAUGUACAAAAUGUGCAAAAUGUGCAAAAUGUACAAGAAAAUGCGGUUGAAUAUGAUACCAUUAAAGAAUUUAGUUAUCAACAACGUAUACCUUUAAGUGGAGAACCAGUCUGCGUUAUUUGUGGUAAAUAUGGUGAAUAUAUUUGUGAUCAAACGGAAAAUGAUAAUGCGACUCAAACGCAUUUUCAAAUUUGUCCUAAUAUAUUUCAUGCUCAACUUACUGCAUAUGUUCCAUAUCCUGAAAUCAGUCAAAUGUCAGAAACCCAAGUACAAAAUUUAUUAAAAAAAAAUCGAAUAAUAAUUCAUGGUAAAAAUAUUCCAAGACCUAUUACAAGUUUUGAAUAUUGUCAUUUACCACCAAGAAUGAUUGAUAAUUUAAAAAAUUUAGAAUAUUUUCAACCAACUUCAAUACAAAUGCAAGUUAUUCCUACUUCAUUAGUUGGACGUGAUAUAUUGGCAAAUGCUCAAACUGGAUCAGGAAAAACUGUGGCAUUCUUAAUUCCAAUAAUUUUACAUACUUGGUCUUUAUCACAAUUUAAUGGAAAUGAUGGAAAAGGAAGUGGUCCUUAUGCAUUAAUUAUUGCACCAACUAGAGAAUUAUGUAUUCAAAUUGAAGAUCAAACCAAGAAAUUAAUAAAAGGUUUAAUUAAUAUGAAAACUGCACUUUUAAUUGGAGGAUUUCCUAUUCCUAAUCAAGUUUAUCGUCUUGAACAAGGAGUACAAAUAGUUAUUGCUACACCUGGAAGAUUUAUUGAUAUAAUUAAUAAUUAUCCAAAACUUAAUAUUAAUAAUAUUCAUAUGGUUGUAAUUGAUGAAGUAGAUAUGAUGUUUAAAGUUGGAUUUAUGAAUCAAGUUAAAGAAAUAUUAGAAAAAACUACUAUUUUUUCUUCGGCAAGUGGAUAUCGUCAACAAAUUCUUAUGUUUUCUGCUACAAUUCCUGAAAAUGUAGAGAAGUUAGCAAAUUCCAUACUUAAAGAUUAUAUAAGAAUUUCAAUAGGAAAUCAAAUUGAUGAUAUUAAUUCAAAUUUAAUUAAAGAAAAUAACUCUUUACCUAACAUUCCUAUUAAACAAACAAUACUUUGGGUAGAGAAUAAAUCCAAAAAAAAACAAUUAUUUUCACUUUUAAAUGAUCCAAAAUAUUAUUCACCACCUAUAAUUAUAUUUGUAGAAUCUAAAAUGGGAGCAGAUUUAUUAUCUAAAGCAAUUGAAAAAAAGUGUAAUACAGUAACUUUAAGUUUACAUAGUGAUAAAUCACAGGAAGAGAGGAAUCAAAUCCUUCAAUCUUUUAUAAAUGGAGAAAUUGAAAUUCUUGUAGCUACGGAAAUUAUUAGUCGAGGAUUAAAUUUAACUAAUGUUAACAUGAUAAUAAAUUUUGAUAUGGCUUCAUCAGUUAACGAAUAUGUUCAUCAAGUUGGUCGUGCCGAUGAUCGAGGUUGGGCAAUUACAUUUAUUAACGAGGAUAGUAAAAAUCUAUUUAAAGAAUUUGUCACAUUAUUAAAAGCACAACCAUCCGGUCGUAUUACUCCUUUACCAUCGAAAUUAUUAAAUCAUGGAUUCACUUUAUCUGGAAAUACAAAAAGCAGAUAA